AUGUGGUCACUUCUGCUCCUCUGUCUAUCUGUCUUCUGCAACAUCUCUUCUGCUUCAAUCGACAAUCAAGUCAUCUCUCUUGGUCAUGGCAACGGCAACAUCAUCGACGCACCCUCUCUUCCCGACUACGCAUUCUCAAAUGCAGCAAAGACCGAGCUGGCCGCAAUCAAGAAAUACCAAUCGCUUCCAACCUGUGAGAGGCUAGCGACUGGUGCCCUCCUGACCAGCUGUGCCUCCUUGGAGCGUCCAGUCUCCGUCAACCCCGAUGACCCUGCGCCUGGUGCUGAUGCACUAGUUCGAGACCAGCAACAGCUCUACGCGGCACGACUCUCGGUCUGCAGGCUCAACCAUACCGGCAACCCAAUUCCGAAAGCCUGCCUCCCACUUCUCCCGACUGAGCGCAAUACAAAGCGGAAGUGGUUGACAGGCAUCUUAGGCAAGGCCACCAGCCACGAGACCUCUUAUCCGGACUAUGAGCGUGACUCGGAAGCUCAUGCUGGAGCGUGCAUCAAAGCGCUCUACCAUGAAGGCAAUGGGCAGGCAUGGACGACCUACGAGACCAGCGGCCAUAGCAUGAUAGUGACGUGCCGAUCUCUCCGUGACGAUGUCGAGCGUGACGAGAAGAUCGCUUACAUGGGUGGGCUCACCAGUGCUUACGAAAACAUCUUCUCGUCGGCUACCGAGAGCAUGGAAAGGCUUGUCCAACGUGAAUCCGAGCAGGAGCGCUUGUUCCUGGAGCACUAUCAGACUACCUUGGCGAGAAUCAAAGAUCUGGACAUGAGGUCUGCCGUGUCGACAGACGAACUCCUAGCUCGCCUCUCAAGCCUCGGAGACCAGAUGGCGAUUAUGCUUGACCAGGCGGCUGACGCCCAACGCCAGGCCCAAACCCAGUCAAGCCAGCAUGCUGAUCGCAUGCAGGAGCUCUCCGUCUCAAGCCUGAGUGAGCAACAACAGGCACACAGCGUCUCCUUGACCCUCUUCGAGCAGCAACGUGCAUACUAUGGAGAGAUGUACGCUCAAGAUAUCCAACAAUACUUCGGGCAGGUCAAGCAAGACAUAACAAACACCGUUGCCCAGGCUAUCGAGGGUAUCAAGACCGUCAAGAACGAUGCUGCUGAACUUCGCGCUGAGCUCUCAGGUGCUAUAGAGGAUGCCAAAACUCUCAAUGGCAGCCUUGGCCCGAUCCUGUCACUCGUGAGCAUACUUGAGACUGUCUUGCCCGAGGCACCCGGCUUCAGCAAGACCCUUGGUGGCAUCGUCUUCUUCGCACUCCCGAGCUUCGCCUUCUGGCAGAGGGUCGUCGCAUGUCCGACUUCUGGUCACAUUACUCUCUCGCUCGCUAGUGGAUGGGUCCUCUCCAAGAUCUGGACUUUACUCUACCAGAACAUCGACCUCGACCGCCCGGCCGCCGCUCUCCAAGACUACAACACCCUGACCACGAUCCCGAACGCAGCCUUCUGCGCCGUACUUGUUGUGCUGGCUCUGGCUGUCAUCUACGGCGUCGUGACACUGGUCGAGAGGUGCAUCGGACGUUGCACGACCAGCGACGCCCAGGCCUCAACGCUCCCAAUCACUGAGAAAGGCGGGGGGCUCCAAACCCAAUUGACCUUCCGCUUGCCCAUCAACGACCCCAAGGCCUUCACCAACAGGCAGGAGAAGCAUGUUGCGGAGAUGGCUUGA
Molecule: messenger RNA, 1680 nt
Organism: Recurvomyces mirabilis
Lineage: Eukaryota; Fungi; Ascomycota; Dothideomycetes; Mycosphaerellales; Teratosphaeriaceae
Exons: 3
Coding region: 1-1680 (559 amino acids)
Biological process (GO): nuclear membrane fusion involved in karyogamy; karyogamy involved in conjugation with cellular fusion
Cellular component (GO): endoplasmic reticulum membrane
Source: RefSeq, a predicted model, not a curated record